UCGAGCGUAGUCGCAAUUGGUCAGGACGCGUGUUGUUAAUGUUGACUAGUGAAGUUUUACAAGAUUAUUACUGAUCACAUUUAGCAUUUAACUGGAAAUAUUUUCCGCCACAAUGGACUAUAACAAAAUGAAAGUGAACGACCUGAAGGCGGAAUUAGCCACCCGUAGCCUCGAUACAAAAGGUGUGAAAGCGGUUCUCGUGGAGCGUCUCAAAGAAGCCAUCGAGAAAGAAAAUAGUGUAAUUACAACCGAUCCUACUACAGCCGUUGCAGCAGUAAAAAAGUUGGAUGCAGGUACACCCGGGCAAUCUACUCCUGUUCGUCGAAGUCGUCGCCGUUCUAUGACUAGAUCGCCGUCUCCCAGCAAAACUGAAGUAUCGCAACUGAAAAGCGUUAGCGAAGAAGAAGAACAAGUCGAAUCAGCUGAUUUAUCCAGUGCUCGUAAAAAACGAAGAACAAGAUCAAUCACAAAAUCACCAACUCCCGCCAGAACAACUGAAGUUACGCGUUUAGAAGUGUUGGAAGAAGAACUCGAUGUUGAUGCUGAGAAAGCUUUGGAUCCUGUAACACCGAAUAAACAGACAGAAGGGGAUGUAUAUCAAAAGACCGCGAAAACAUCAGAAGCUAUGGUAACAAAACAAGACGUCAGUUCAGUGAUCAUUCAUACGAAUGAAACUAAAACACCAAAGCAAACAGAUUCGCCUCAAAAGGAGGAAAAGCCAGUCACGUCAGUAAAGCUUACCGAAGCUUUGCAAGCUAGUGAAGCUACGCCUAUGAAAUUCACUUCCGAGGGACAGUCUGAUUUAAUAAAGAGUUCCCAGACAUCUGAAACCGAAUAUGCCGAAGUAGCAAAGGAAUCUGAAUCAAAAGAUCAAGAAACUAACAAUGACGAACAGCAAACAUCAGACAACCAGCAUGAGGAAUCGUCUAAAUCAGAGAAACACAGCUCUUCGUCGUCAGCCAAGAACCCAUCCAGCAAAACUCCUCGAACAAAACCAGCACAAACUACAAUUGAGUUUGUAGCCGAGGAAAAUGAACCUACAAUUGAUAAUAGCAAAGUUUUGCUCAGUUGGUUUGAUUCGGACCUGAAUUUGGAGAUAGAUCCAAAAACAUUCGAUGUAGCUAAGCCAUUUUCUGAAGGUGCUUUGUCUUUGCUAUGGGCAGCAGCGCGUGCUAAUUUGGGUGCGACGAUGGGAAAAAUAGCUUUCGAAGUUAUCUUGACCAAGACUAAUGAGUUACGUAAGGUAACUGAAGAACCUGUUACCUCUGAAUUCCGGGUUGGAUGGUCAGUGGCAGACGCGAAUCUGCAACUAGGUGAAGCUAAGCAUUCAUUUGCGUAUGCCAGUACUGGUUCGAAAGGAACAGACAGCACGUUCACAGACUACGGCUCAGAAUAUAAAAUAAAUGAUGUACUAGGGGUAUACCUUGACCUAGAUUCCAGUCCAUGCAAGAUUGAGUAUACGGUCAACAAUGUCAAACAAGGAACCGCAUUCGAGUUCCAAAAAGUUGAACUGGAAGGAAAGGCACUGUAUCCGCAUGUCUGCAGCCGAAACAUUGCAUACAAAGUCAAUUUUGGUCAGCUUGAGCGAAGUCUGCUGAACGAUAGACAGAAACCUAAGAAAUUUAAAAAAGAAGACAAACAUUCAGAAAAAUCUGCUGAAUCAUCGAUGACAAAUAAGGUGUGUGCGGAUGCAGACACCUCAGAACAAAUGGAUAAACCAGCAGCGAUGCAAGAUACGGACAAACCAGUUGAAGAACAAAAGGUGAACGAAAAGCAGGACGAGCAGGAAGUGAAACAUGAAACCGAGGUAUCUAUCAAUCCGGGAUAUAUCUACAUAGCACAAUCUCCGAUUGAAAAGCUGGUGCUUGGUCCAUGUCGACCCGAGAGUCGUAAUGAAUGUGAGCUCAUAUUCCUUAUAGGGUUGCCAGCCAGUGGUAAAACCCAUUGGGUACAGAAUUACGCUAGAGAGAAUACGCAUAAGAAAAUAACCAUCUUGAGCGUCGAAACGUUGCUGGAUCAAAUGAGACUUUCGGGUGAACCCAGGAAACCAGCAAAUACAAAGAAGUGGUCGAGACUCGUGGACCAACUUUCAAAAAGUUUGAACAAGCUGACCGAAAUUGCUGCAAAACGAAGAAAGAACUUUAUUUUCGAUCAGACCAACGUAUUUCCGACUGAACAGAAGCGUAAACUACGGGGCUUUGGUGAAUACGCAGCCAGGAGGGCAGUUAUUGUAGUUCCCGACGAAGAGGAGCACAAACGCCGGAUCAAACAGAAAUAUGAUGCUUUUGGUGCGGAAGUUCCAGAACAACAUCUUAACGUAAUGAAAGCACACUUCCAUAUUCCCUCCAAGGAAUUGAACUGGUUUACCGAAAUUACAUACGCUGAAUUGGAUGAGGAAAAAGCAAUUAAGAGGGUAAAAGAAUUGAAUGCGGCUGGUCAAAAAGCGUUGCCUCGAGGAUUGAAUAAGAACCAACAACAACGGCGUGGUACGAACAACAACCAGGGAUGGAAUCAAGGCAACAAACGUUAUAGUGGUGUUCAACAGUAUAAUCAAGGAGGAUACAAUCCUCAGCAGCAGCGUUAUAACAGCACACAGCAAUAUUCUCAGAACAGACAUUAUCGACCAGAUGGGGGAUAUGGGCGGCGAGACUCUGGAGGCUACACUGUUGGCCGCUACGGUAGCAAUAAUGAUUGGACUCGCGGACGUUAUGAAAAUCGUUAUAACAACCGAGGUAGCCGAAAUAGUCAAGCACAACGAUACGGUGGGAAUUACAGUGGAUAUAACAGUGGAUCAGGAUGGAACCAACCAAAUUCAAAUUGUUGGAGCUACGGUGGUAAUCAAGGAAAUGAUACGCAGCAAUGGUAUUCGUGGUGGCAGUCAAAUCUCAAAAACUUAUUGCAGCAGCAAGGUGGCGUUAGUGGAGGCAACAACAAUUCACAGCAAGCAAACAUGGAACAGUACUGGUCCCAAUACACACAACAACGCAACUAUGGAAACUAUCAGCAGUCAAAGUCCCAGGGAUCGGGAUCGUCCAAGAAUAAGUAAAUGAAUUACUUACCCUUAGUGCUAAAGCGAUUUUUUAUUAACUUUCUCACCCACACACUCACACCAAACCUACUUUUUCAAAAUACAAUAAUGCUCUACCAUUAAAACCAUUAAAACGAUUCCGUUCUGUACGCAGUAUAAGCUUUUAAGUAAUAAACCGUACAAGCACAAUGUAUUGAACAGUGUCUCAUUAUGUACACUUAGAUGUUUGUUACUGGUAACAUUUGAAUAAACAUACAAAUUUCCAUCAUUUGACACUGUUCAAAACAUGCACGGUAAUUCAAUUGUAAUUGUAAAAAAAAACUAAAAAUUUUGCCGAUUCAGAGAAUACAAUAGAAGUCUCUGAAUACCCAAAUGUUUGUAAACAAUUAAUAACUCUAUGGGCCAAUUUCUUCACCUCCGCUUGAACCUUAUCCAUAUGGGUGAACCUGAUUUAAGAGAUAAGCGCAGGUGACGAAAUCGGUCCUUAGUACAAGUGCAAGUGUGCGCAAGUUUCUUGCACCUAUACUUAGAUCGGCUCAUGUUGUGUUUGCACCAAUGGGCAUUCAGAGACUUCUAUAUGUAUUCGCAUUAUGCGUUGAUCUUUUAUUUUGCAUCCGCGACUGACAACUUUUUUCUUUCCGAAUAGGCAGAAGAAUUGAAUAGGGAAAUAAGUACAAUUUACCCGUAUUUUAUAUUUUUACAGUAAACGAGAGAAAGUUUUUGAGUAUAGAUUUAACUCUAAAGACAAAAUUCAAAAUUAUAUGUAUACCUACCUAUUAUAUAUUCUGUAGCAUAGACUUUUAAGUUCUUAUUUUGUUCGAUGCAUCCUUAGUAAUGGUAAAGUAUUUUAUUAAUAUAAAUUAAAUAAUAAUACAUAUUAGAAAUCUGUUAAAUAAAGUAAGUUGCUAUGGACUUUUUUCUCCAUAUUGUACUGACUGUAUAAGUGAAAUUAUAUUUUAUGAUCCUCAUACCGUUUAUUAUAUCCAAUGAAUUAAUCAUGGUUUGUAAAUUGUGUUCUUACUUAUUUUUAACAAUAUUGUGUUAAUUGUAUGACAGUAGUGCUACGCAUUUAAGAAGCAUAG
Ochlerotatus camptorhynchus is the source of this 4110-nucleotide messenger RNA. RefSeq names its product heterogeneous nuclear ribonucleoprotein U-like protein 2. The transcript has 12 exons. Gene Ontology annotation, molecular function: protein binding. Lineage: Eukaryota; Metazoa; Arthropoda; Insecta; Diptera; Culicidae. The record is from RefSeq and is a predicted model, not a curated record. The coding region runs from base 113 to 3046 and encodes 977 amino acids.